Molecule: messenger RNA, 473 nt
Organism: Hymenoscyphus albidus
Lineage: Eukaryota; Fungi; Ascomycota; Leotiomycetes; Helotiales; Helotiaceae
Source: the annotation of a GenBank genome assembly
AUGCACCUCAAAUCCUCCCCAGCCAACCUCCUCUCCAUCCUCCUCCUCACAACAACACUCUCCACCCCCGCCCUCACAGACGACCUCCCAUGUACAAAAAUCCCCAAUACGCAGCCCUACCAAAACCAACUCUACUUCGAAUCUCGGGACGAGGGUAAAAAUAUUUUCCUGUAAGUCCUCCACUCCCCCCUACCACUGUAUAUCAAUAUCAAAACUAAACCCUCCAUAGCCGAGUCCUAAGAAAAGAUUGCACCGACAACAAGUCAAUAGAUGCCAUACAUCGGGAGAAUGGAAGUCUGAAGCCCGACGAUAUAACGACCAAGGUUGAUGGUCAAGAUGUGCAUUUUCACUGGGUUGACGGAUGGAGGUGGACGUUACCUCCUACUGUCAGAGUCAAUAAUGGGGCUGAGCAGAACACACAAAGUUGUCAGUUGGGUCAUGAUAAUAUACAGAGGUGUUAUGUCCCUUUCUGA